Molecule: messenger RNA, 1653 nt
Organism: Hirsutella rhossiliensis
Lineage: Eukaryota; Fungi; Ascomycota; Sordariomycetes; Hypocreales; Ophiocordycipitaceae
Product: major facilitator superfamily domain-containing protein
Exons: 1
Coding region: 1-1653 (550 amino acids)
Biological process (GO): transmembrane transport
Molecular function (GO): transmembrane transporter activity
Source: RefSeq, a predicted model, not a curated record
AUGGAGGAUGACUUUCGAGGCCCGUCGACUCGGCAGUUGCAGCAUCCUUGGGCCGUGACGCCGCCCGACCCCGACAGCCUCGAGGGUGGCAAGCUGAAGCCGCCUCACGACACGGCGUCGGCUGCAUCCGCCCCUGCUGCUCUCCAAGACGCCGACGAUGACGACGACGGAGAUGCCUACAGCGCCUUCUCGCGCUCCACCAAGAUGUGGGUGACGACAAUGGUCACCAUCUCGAGCGUCAUUUCCCCCAUGACGGCAAACGUCUACUACCCCGCCCUCAACGCCGUCGCCGACAGCCUCAACGUGUCCAUCUCCCUCAUCAACCUGACCUUGACCACCUACAUGAUUCUCCAGGGCCUGUCGCCCACCAUCUUCGGCGACUUUGGCGACAUGGCCGGCCGCCGGCCCGCCUUCAUCGUCGCCUUUGCCAUCUACCUGCUCGCCAACAUUGGCCUGGCUCUGCAGCGCAACUACGCCGCCCUCAUGGUGCUUCGUUGUCUGCAGUCGGCCGGCAGCAGCGGCACCCUCGCCCUCGGCUAUGCCGUCAUCGCCGACAUUGCCUCGAGUGAGGAGCGCGGCGUCUACAUGGGUCUCGUGAGCGCUGGCAUCAACUUUGGCCCGGCCGUUGGCCCCAUCCUGGGCGGCGUCCUGAGCCAGUAUCUCGGCUGGCCAUCCAUCUUCUGGUUCUGUGCCAUCUUCGUCUUCCUCUGGCUCGUCCCGUGGAUUCUUUGCGUCCCCGAAACGUGCCGUGCUGUCGUCGGCAACGGCUCCGUGGCACCCCCCAAAUGGAACAUGACCCUCAUCGACUUUGUCCGUUGCCGCGGCGUCAAUCAGCGGCCCGAGUCUGAGCCCAAGGUGGAGCUGCGCAUCCCCAACCCGUUGCGGACACUCUACGUCGUCUUCCGCAAAGAGGAGGGCUUAAUCUUGCUCAUCUCAGCCAUCAUAUACCUCAACUUUAUCCUCGUCUCCGCCACCUUAUCUACGACGUUCAAGAACAUUUACCAGUACAACGAGUUGGAAGUCGGCCUCUGCUAUCUGCCUUAUGGCAUUGGCUGCUGUCUGGCAAGCCUGGUCCAGGGCUACAUUGUCGACUGGAACUAUCGCCGGAUCGCAAGCAAGCUCGGGGUACCAGUCCACCGUAAACGGGGCGAGGCUCUCGUCGACUUUCCCGUGGAAACCGCUCGCAUCCAGCUGGUGUAUCCUGCCCUGGCAGUGGGCGCCGCGGCCCUCAUUGGUUGGGGAUGGGCCCUGCAAGCCGAGACCAACGUGGCGGCACCGCUGGUACUUUCCUUCAUCAUCGGCAUGCUCGUUCCCACCUCCUUCAGCGUCCUCAACACCCUCAUUGUCGACCUCAACCCCCACGCCCCCGCCACGGCCGCGGCGGCCAACAAUCUUGUGCGCUGUUCCUUUGGCGCCGUGGCAACGGCCGUCAUUGAUUACAUGCUUGAUGGCAUGGGCCGAGGAUGGUGUUUUACUUUUCUGGCACUUCUCAUGGUGCUCUGUUUUGCUGGUUUGAGAGUCUUGGAGAAGCGCGGUCCGCAAUGGAGGGCCGAAAGGGCCAGAAAGGCCGCCGGCGAUGACAGCCGGACCGUGUCCCAGGAAAAGGGACAUGCAACGAAACAGACCAACGUUGACGAAACAAGCGAAGCAUAG